Lactuca saligna is the source of this 1665-nucleotide messenger RNA. NCBI's taxonomy places the organism in Eukaryota, Viridiplantae, Streptophyta, Magnoliopsida, Asterales, Asteraceae. The record is from the annotation of a GenBank genome assembly.
AAUAAAAUCCUAAAACGAAAGUUUGUAUUUUACACCUAUGCUUGCCGAUGGAUAAAGAUUGAAAGUCAUACGACGUCGUGUUGAGUCAUAUCUUGUUACCAAAAAAUCAUUGUUGUCAAAAGAGCUACACUUAUCCUCACAGACCAAGAAAGCACACAGCUCUUGCCAAUGGCGUCCAUGGCACUUUCAAUCGCUGCUCUUCCAAUUGCUUCUUCUUCUCUCUCUUUCUCUCGUUCAUGUUCUCCAACUGCCAUUCCCCUCGCUUCAUCCUCUUCCUCCAUCUCUCUCACCUCCUCAGUUCAACCACUCAUUUACUGCGGAAGAGGAGACAAGAAGACUGCUAAAGGAAAGCGAUUCAAUCACUCGUUUGGGAAUGCAAGACCACGGAACAAGACGAAGGGCAGAGGACCACCGAGGGUGCCGGUGCCACCAGCUCCACCACGGAAAGACCGCUUCGACGACGGUGAGGAAAAUGGAACUAAAGUUAUACGACGUGGUAUUGGUCAUAUCUUGUUACCAAAAAAAUCAACGUUCUCAAAAGAGCUACCCUUAUCCUCCCAACAAAGCACACAGCACUCGCCAAUGGCGUCAAUGGCACUUUCAAUUGCUUCUUCUUCUCUCUCUUGCUCUUGUUCAUGUUCCCCAACUGCCAUUCCCCUCGCUUCACCCUCUUCCUCCAUCUCUCUCACCUCCUCAAUUCAACCACUCAUUUAUUGCGGAAGAGGAGACAAGAAGACUGCUAAAGGCAAGCGAUUCAAUCACUCAUUUGGGAAUGCAAGGCCACGGAACAACACCAAUGGCCGAGGACCACCGAAGAUGCCGGUGCCACCAGCUUCACCACGGAAAGACCGCUUCGACGACGGUGAGGUAUCAGCUAAUCCAAAUGAUUCUAUCUCCACAUCUAAAGAAAAUUCAUCUCAUUUCAAGAAACUAAGGAACAUAGCUUGUGGCGUCCUUGCUGUCUUGGCUCUCACUACCACCUCUCCUGUAAUCGCUGCUAAUCAGAGAUUACCUCCAUUGUCAACAGAUCCUGAAAGAUGUGAGCGAGCAUUUGUUGGAAACACAAUAGGUCAAGCAAAUGGUGUAUAUGACAAGGCGAUUGAUCUUCGGUUUUGUGACUACACAAAUGAUAAAACAAAUCUAAAAGGAAAAUCUCUUGCAGCUGCACUUAUGUCUGAUGCUAAAUUUGAUGGAGCAGAUAUGACUGAAGUUAUCAUGUCUAAAGCUUAUGCUGUUGGUGCUAGCUUUAAAGGUACGGAUUUUACGAAUGCGGUUCUUGAUAGGGUUAAUUUUGGGAAGGCUAAUCUUCAAGGGGCUUCGUUUAAGAACACUGUGUUAUCUGGUUCGACAUUUGAAGGUGCUCAAUUGCAAGAUGUUGUGUUUGAAGACACGAUUAUUGGGUAUAUUGAUCUUCAAAAGCUGUGUGUAAAUAAAACUAUCAAUGAGGAUUCAAGACUUGAAUUGGGAUGUAGGAAUUAGAAGAGUGAUGAUGUCUCUUUGUGUUCUGGAAUCUUCUUGUAUUUUGUGUAAACAGUUUUGUUGUUUGGGAUUACUUUGCCUUAAUUUGCUCCAAAUGUAAAUCAUUAUAUAGUGUUUUGCUUGCUUUGUAUGCACAUAAUCUAAAAACACAAGUAUAAAGCUCUUUGAUUUGAUGGUUGACAUGUG